AUGUUUACUUGCAGAGAUAUAAUACGUCAACUUUCUCAGACGAAAAAAGUUGCUGUUACAGCCACAACAGGAAUGGCAAGCCUACAAUUGGGCUUCCAGGCUACAACUCUUCACCACUGGGCCGGUAUCGGAGAUGGGCGUUACUCUUGUGAUGAUCUGAAGGACCUUCUGGAUAACGAUGACAAGUUUGUCUCUGCAAGAUCCAGAAUUGCAUCAGCUCAAUGCUUAAUAAUUGACGAGAUUAGCAUGCUUUCGCGGAGAACGUUUGAGAUGUUGGAAUUUGUUUGCCGGCACGUUAAACAGAAUAAUCUUUGUUUUGGUGGUUUACAGGUGAUUGGAUGUGGCGAUUUUAAGCAGCUGCCACCCGUCCCAAACAAGUUCCUAAAUGAUGAAGGGGAGUACUGCUUCUCCAGCCCAAUAUUUGAUAUUGCUUUUCCUCACCAUGUACAUCUCACUAAGGUAGUAAGACAACAUGAGGAAGACCUGGCCAAAGCUGUAGAAGAAUUAUGUGACGGCUCGCCUUCAAGUGCAACAAUUGACCUGCUAAGGAAUUUAAAUAAAGCCACAGAUACUGUUGACCAACAAAAAACAAUGCUUUUCGGUACAAAUUUUGACGCCCGGUACAUGAAUGUGCAAAUGCUGGAUGAAUUACAGGGAGAUAGCCAAGUUUUUAAAGCAGUCGACGAAGUCCCCAAAACGCUUAACUCAAGGAAAGGGGCCCCCUGUCAAAUUUUUAUCAAAAAUUUUUGCCCGGUGGUUUUUUCAACGGGGGAGAGGAACCGUUCAAGACUGUCAGAAGGUAAACCACCGAUUAUCAACAUAAAUGGAAACCUGCAUGAAAUGAAAGCGGAACGAUUUGAAAUAUACGAUGCAAAUCAGAAAAAAAUAUUAGCAUCUCGGACACAAGUACCACUUAUUUUAGCAUUUGCGAUGACUGUACAUCGAGCCCAGGGACAAACAAUCGAAAAUUUAGAAGUCGAUUGCUCUACUUUUUUUGCACCAGGGCAGCUCGGAGUGGCAAUAGGCAGAGCCGUGAGUAAAAGUGGACUGUGCGUAAGAAAUUUUAAUAAAGAUGCUGCAUUUUUGAAGCACCCAACUUGUGUUUAUGACUUCUAUAAAAAAACGUUUAAGUCUAUAGAAACCGAUACAGGUUGUUGCUCUGGAAAUUUAGAUAAUUUAGAUGAUAUCAUUGACUAUCCUGUAGACAUGGUGGAAGAUAGUGUAAAUACCACGGAAACGGAAGUGACAGAGGAUGACGCAGUACAACUUCCUCGCUUAAAAUGUCCCUUUAAUGUAAACGAAUUUGUUACUGAAAACUGUUCAAGUAAAUUUGUACAACUUUUAACACCAGAGUUCGUUUCUAGUGAGAAGUUUAAAUCUCACUUAGAAUAUCUUUAUUUUAGAGUAAAUGAAUGCGUACAAGACGAUACUAGCACAAACACUGAUUGGAUGCGGUCUUACAAAAGUUUGAACACUUUUUUGGUUACUGAGGAACAUCUAAAAAGUAUAUGUUAUUUAUUCGAUGUCAAGCCUAUUUCUAAAAUUCAGAACAAAAUGUCAUCUAAACUUUCAAUGUGGAUAAUGGACAAGCUGAUAGAAGUAAAAGUUUCAGCAACACUCUCAAAACCAAUGAAAACAUCAGAUCUAUCUACUUCUGUUCUAGAAACCUCAGUCUCUCAAUCUAGCACAUCGGAUACAUCAACGUCUAUGUCUAAAACAUCAUCUUCAAACGAUCAACACUUAACAGAAGCUGGAUUGUCAAAACUACGUUACAUUGCUGGGGUUUGUGUACACAAAAUAAGACACAGGUUAAAGGAAACUGUUGACAGAAAUCUCGGUAAGCAAAGUAAAAAAAGUAAACUUGCAACAAGAUUAAGCUAUAAAAAGAGGAAAAUGCUGGAACUGUUUUCUGUGUCCGAAGAUCAAGUUGAUCCAAAUGACCCGACUAUGUUAGAAAUAGAAUACAAACAAAAUAAAACUCGAGGUCUUACAAUUGUAAAUGAUACAGUGUUUGAUUUUUUUAUCAAACUUCACAAUGCCUUACAAGCUUUAAUGUCUGUAGAAACUAUGCAUAAAAACUUAGAAGACAUUCAUAAUAUUUGCAGGAACUCUAUAGAUAACAAUACUGACCUUCUGUCUUGUUGGAUAAGUUUAUUCUGUUUGGAAUAUGAAGAGAAUUUCGAAGACGAAAUUGUACUUGAUUUAAUGACGGACUUAUAUAAAGACGUCACUGAACACUUCCUACCGCUCUCUUUUGUUGAUAGUUUGAAAAAAUUCAAAGCUUCCAUACCAAGGAAAAAACGACAGGCUCUACGAACAAAAAUUCAAGCUUUGGGAGAGAGAAGUGGUAAAAAAAGACAAGCAACUGGUCAAUCUUGUGUAAAAAAUAAGUCAAUGAGAAAGAAGACAAAUAGUAAAAAAGAUAAACAAGUGCAGGACUCCGAUCUGUUGACAGAAGAUGAGCCAGUGUAUGUUUGCCCUGUGUGUGACAAUAUUUGUGAGGAGGAACCUUUAGAUCAAGAGGGCGAGAGUAUAGGGUGCGAUAAGUGUAACUUAUGGUUCCACUACGGAUGUGUAAACUUGACUGGAAAUGAACAGUUUUUAAAAGAAAGUAACAGUAACUGGUAUUGCCAACCGUGUUCUCAAAUGGGGAGGAGUAAGGGGAAAGGGAAGGGGAAAGGGAAAUCGUCAAGAAAAUAAUUAAAUAAAAAGAAUUGAAAUAAUUGUAAAAUGUUUUCCUUGCUUGCUGACAUGAUAAAAAUGUUCUAGUAAACUUGG
Messenger RNA from Ruditapes philippinarum (Manila clam), 2778 nucleotides. RefSeq lists its product as uncharacterized. Bases 1 to 2700 code for a protein of 899 amino acids. The record is from RefSeq and is a predicted model, not a curated record. Gene Ontology annotation, biological process: telomere maintenance; DNA repair. Gene Ontology annotation, molecular function: DNA helicase activity. The transcript is spliced from 4 exons. NCBI's taxonomy places the organism in Eukaryota, Metazoa, Mollusca, Bivalvia, Venerida, Veneridae.